Messenger RNA from Syzygium oleosum, 3234 nucleotides. RefSeq names its product protein TIC110, chloroplastic-like. The record is from RefSeq and is a predicted model, not a curated record. Lineage: Eukaryota; Viridiplantae; Streptophyta; Magnoliopsida; Myrtales; Myrtaceae. The transcript has 15 exons. Bases 45 to 3053 code for a protein of 1002 amino acids. Gene Ontology annotation, cellular component: TOC-TIC supercomplex I. Gene Ontology annotation, biological process: protein import into chloroplast stroma.
UUCGAUAGAGUAGCUUCUUCUUCUUCUUCUUCCGCCGAACGACGAUGAGCUCCGCGUUCCUCAAUCCCUCUCCCUUCUCCCUCCCCUCGAACCUCUUCUCCUCCGCCCGCCUCCGCCGCCGCCGCCGCCUCGCGGUCUCCGCCGACCUCGACCGGCCGCGGGCCGACGCCGACGCCGACGCCGACUCCUCCUCCUCUCCGUCGCGCGGCCCCGACGUCUUCGGCGGCCCGAGGGAGCUCGCCGGCCUCCAACCCCUCGUCAAGAACUUCCCCCCGCCCGCGCGGUUGGCGGCCUCGGCGAUCGUGGUGGCCGGCGCGCUCGCCGCUGGGUAUCGGCUGGGCCUCCGCUUCGGCGGCUCUCGCAAUGCCGCCCUCGGCGGGGCCGCCGUGCUCGGGGCGGCCGGUGGCGCCGCGGCGUACGCGGUGAGGGCUUGCGAGCCUGAGGUUGCCGCUGCCGAUUUGCAUAACUACGUCGCCGGCUGCGACGAUCCUCAGGCGGUUCGGAAAGAGGACAUAGAACAGAUUGCUAACAGGUACGGCGUGAGCAAACAAGAUGAGGCCUUCAAUGCUGAGCUAUGUGAUUUGUACCUCAGGUUUGUCUCAUCCGUCCUUCCUCCUGGAAACGAAGAACUUAAAGGAGAUGAAGUCGAUAAAAUUGUUAAGUUUAAGAGUGCUCUGGGAAUUGAUGAUCCGGAGGCGGCAGCCAUGCAUAUGGAGAUUGGUAGGCGUAUUUUCAGGCAAAGGCUUGAAACUGGGGAUCGCGAAGCUGAUGCGGAGCAGCGUCGGGCAUUUCAAAAGCUGAUAUAUGUUUCCACGCUUGUGUUUGGAGAAGCGUCAAGUUUCCUUUUACCUUGGAAGCGCAUAUUCAAAGUUACUGAUGCGCAGAUUGAGGUUGCUGUUCGUGAUAAUGCACAGAGGUUGUAUGUGUCCAAGCUAAAAGCAAUCGGAAGAGAUCUCAAAGCGGAGCAGCUUGAAAAUCUUCGAGAAGUGCAACUAUCUUAUCGACUUUCUGAUGAGCUUGCCGAAGAUUUGCUUAAGGAACAUAUGAGGAAACUUGUGGAGGAAAAUGUCUCGGCAGCUGUGAAUGUGGUGAAAUCAAGAACAAGACCAGCGACGGCAGUCAGUCAAGUUGUAGAACAGCUAGAUGAGAUACUAGCAUUUAACAAUUUGCUUGUCUCAUUAAAGAACCAUCCGAAUGCUGAUCACUUUGUUCGUGGGAUUGGUCCAAUUUCCUUACUUGGUGGUGAAUACGACACUGACCGAAAAAUGGAUGACUUGAAGAUACUUUAUCGAGCAUAUGUUGCAGAGUCUUUCUCAAGUGGUCGACUGGAGGAGAGCAAGCUUGAUGCCUUGAGUCAACUGAGGAAUAUCUUUGGUUUGGGAAAACGCGAGACUGAAGCCAUCAUGCUUGAUGUAUCUGCAAAGGUGUAUCGUAAACGACUUCAACUUGCCUUUACUGGUGGUGAAUUGGAAGCUGCAGAUAGCAAAGCGGCAUUCCUCCAGAAUCUAUGUCAAGAGUUACACUUUGAUCCUCAGAAGGCCAGUGAAAUUCAUGAAGAAAUUUACCGGCAGAAGCUUCAGCUGUGUGUUGCUGAUGGAGAACUGAGUGAAGAGGAUGUUAAAGCGUUGCUAAGAAUACGAGUUAUGCUCUGUAUCCCUCAGCAGACUGUUGAAGCAGCUCACUCCAGUAUAUGUGGCAGUUUAUUUGAGAAGGUUGUGAAGGAUGCGAUUGCCUCAGGUGUUGAUGGAUAUGAUGCUGAAGUGAAAAAAUCAGUGAGAAAAGCAGCUCUUGGCUUGCGCUUGACAAGGGAGGCUGCCAUGUCUAUUGCCAGCACAGCUGUCAGAAAGAUUUUCAUAAAUUACAUUAAACGAGCACGGGCAGCUCAGAAUCGUACUGAAUCUGCGAGGGAGCUUAAGAAGAUGAUUGCUUUCAAUACGUUGGUCGUUACAGAACUGGUGGCAGACAUAAAAGGGGAAUCACCUGAAACUGUAUCCGAAGAGGCUGCUAAGGAGGUAGAAAGACAAAUUGAAGAGGAUGAGGAAUGGGAGUCCCUCCAGACCCUUAGAAAGAUAAGACCCAGCAGAGAACUUACAGCCAAGUUAGGAAAGCAAGGCCAAACAGAGAUCAAUCUGAAAGACGAUCUUCCAGAGAGGGAUAGGACUGACCUCUAUAAAACCUAUCUGCUGUUCUGCCUAACAGGAGAAGUCACCAAUAUCCCAUUCGGGGCGCAAAUCACAACAAAAAAGGAUGACUCUGAAUAUGUACUGCUAAACCAGCUCCGUGGUAUCCUUGGUUUGACCCCUAAGGAGAUUGUGGAAGUUCACCGAAGUCUUGCUGAGCAGGCAUUCAGGCAACAAGCAGAGGUGAUACUGGCUGAUGGUCAGCUGACAAAAGCUAGGAUUGAGCAGCUUAAUGAGGUGCAGAAGCAAGUUGGCUUGCCUCCACAAUAUGCUCAGAAAGUAAUCAAGAGCAUUACAACUACAAAAAUGGCAGCUGCAAUAGAAACUGCCGUCAGUCAGGGGAGGCUCAACAUAAAGCAGAUAAGAGAACUCAAGGAGGCGAGCGUAGAUUUGGACAGCAUGAUAUCUGAGAGCUUGCGGGAGAACCUCUUCAAGAAAACCGUGGAUGAAAUUUUCUCUGCCGGGACCGGUGAAUUUGAUGAGGAGGAAGUCUAUGAGAAAAUCCCAGCAGACCUGAAUAUUAAUGCUGAGAAAGCGAGGGAGGUGGUUCACGAGCUUGCUCGAAGUAGAUUGUCAAAUUCGCUUAUUCAGGCUGUAGCCUUGUUACGACAAAGGAACCAAAAAGGAGCGGUUUCCUCGCUUAACGAUCUGCUCGCUUGCGACAAAGCUGUACCCGCAAAUCCGCUGUCGUGGGAAGUCCCGGAAGAGCUGGCCGACUUAUUUGCUAUAUACAUGAAGAGCGAGCCUGCUCCAGAGAAACUAUCCAGAUUGCAGUAUCUGCUCGGCAUCAGCGACUCGACCGCGGUGGCUAUUCGAGAGAUGGGAGACAGAGUAAUCCAAAUCGGUGCAGACGAGGAAGACUUUGCUUUCUGAGUAGUGCGGUAAUGUCUUCUCGCAUCCGAUGAUUGGCUCAGUUUUUAUCUGCUCUCACAAGGUAGAUAGUAGUUUUGGAAUGUUUACGUAGCAGAAGUAGCAGACCCUUGUAAAAUAUGGUCACACCUCACAACACUCCCCAAGUCUUGCUAUACAGGAAAAAAUGGUCUCGCUUUUCAAA